Rhodamnia argentea is the source of this 2225-nucleotide messenger RNA. RefSeq names its product heavy metal-associated isoprenylated plant protein 32-like. The transcript is spliced from 3 exons. Gene Ontology annotation, molecular function: metal ion binding. NCBI's taxonomy places the organism in Eukaryota, Viridiplantae, Streptophyta, Magnoliopsida, Myrtales, Myrtaceae. The record is from RefSeq and is a predicted model, not a curated record. The coding region runs from base 301 to 1884 and encodes 527 amino acids.
AGUUCAACGACCACCCACUCCUGCUGACCCUCUCUCUCUGUCUCUCUGAGGUAGAGUUUUUCUUGGAUUCCAAAGCUCUCUGCUCGAACGAGCUACAGAGCCAUUCCUUCCUCUCUCUCUCUCUCUCUCUCUCUCUCUCUCUCUCACCCACAGACAUUUGCCUUUGCUUCCAACAGCCCAAAAGAAAGAGCAGGGUUUUCUCUCUCAUUCACCUCCUGUUGCUCGGAUCUGUCAAGCAACAUUCCCUCCCUCCCCCCCUCCCCUCCAUUAUUGUGUCUCUCUCUGCUUCAACUCCAAGUCAUGAGUAAAGAAGAGAUUUUGAAGAUCCAGACCUGCGUGCUUAAAGUGAACAUUCACUGCGAUGGGUGUAAGCAGAAGAUCAAGAAAAUCUUGCAGAAGAUUGACGGUGUGUUCAAAACCACCAUAGACUCAGAACAGGGCAAAGUGACGGUUUUAGGCAAUGUAGACCCAGCUCUGCUCAUCAAGAAGCUGACAAAAUCUGGAAAACAUGCAGAGAUUUGGGGCGCUCAAAAGCCCAACAACAUUAACAAGAACAACAAUCAGAGCCAUCUCAGCAACCAGCUCAAGAACAUGCAAAUCGACAAUGGCAAAGGUGGUGGUGGCAACAACAAGGCCCAAAAGGGUGGGAACAACAGCAACCAGCCGAAGGGAGGUCAACAUCAACAAGUUCCAAACUUGCAACAGCUCCAGCAGCUCCAACAGAUCAAAGGGUUUCAAGACCUGAAGCUGCCUCAGUUCAAGGACCUGAAGACGCCUUUCAAGGACCAGAGCCAGAAGACGGUGAGGUUCCAUUUGCCUGAGGAUGAUUUGUGUGAUGAUGAUUUUGAUGACUAUGACGAUGACGAUGACGACGACGACGACUAUGAUGAUGAGUUCGAUGAUGCUUGGGAUGAUGCACGCCACCCUCCCAGUAAAAUGAAGCCCAUGAUGGGGAGUGGUCAGGGGCUCCUUGGUCAAAAUUUCAUGCUCAAUGGGAUGAUGAAUGGUAAUCAUCCACAGAUGAUGAACGCGCAGAAGGGAGGGAAUGCUGGUGGAAAUGGAGGGAACAAUGGAUAUAAUGGCAAGAAAGGCAGUGGGGGCGGCGGAGGUGGAGGUGUGGCGUUGCCUGCUCAGAUGAGUAGUGGUGGAAAUGGUGGUAAGAAGGGAAAAGGUGGUGGUGGUGGUGGAGCUGGAAAUCAAUAUCAAGCUGGUGGAGGUGGUGGGAAAAAUGGAGGUGGAGGAUUGCCUCAAGAUGCCAAAGGUGGUAAUAAUGGUGGUAGUGGUGGGGGGUCUCAUAACAAGAGCGGUCAAAAUGGUGGUCAUAAUGUCAACAACAGUAAUGGCAAAAACGGGGGAGGAGGUGGCGGCGACGGCGGAAACUAUGCUGGGUUGAACUCUAUGAACAAUGGUAAUUUCCUCAUGGGGGGACCAAAAGGCAUGGCUAUGGGAAAUGGAAAUUUAGGGCAAAUGGGUGGAAUGAAUAUCCCAACGGGCCAAAUGGGCAAUUUGUCCAUGGGUCAAAUGGGUGGCAUCCCGGCCGUUCAGGGGCUGCCCACUGCCGGAGCCGGCGGCGGCCCUUACUUCCAAGGUGCUUCUGGACAGGGGGUCAUCCCGGGAAACCCGUAUCUCCAACAGCAACAGCAGCAGCUGCAGCAACAGCAGCAACAGCAGCAGCUGCAGCAACAGCAAUACUUAGCUGCUGUGAUGAAUCAACAGCGAGCGAUGGGCAACGAGCGGUUCCAACCCAUGAUGUAUGCCCGGCCACCUCCGGCAGUCAACUACGCCCCUCCGCCUUACCCAUAUCCAUACCCAUACCCACCGCCAGGGGAUCAGUACGCCCACAUCUUCAGUGAUGAGAACACAUCAAGUUGCAAUGUGAUGUGAGAGAGUUCCUGAAAGAAAAGCUCGCAACCCAUGGCGGGCCGUUCUGCGGUUGAUGGUGGACAUCCUUUAGAGUUGGAAGAAUGAGGAUUGUGCACGACGGUGAUGGGUUUGAUCUUGACCGGAAGAAGCUAACUGAAGCUGCUUGUCAGUGGGAUCAUCUUCAUGAGUAGCAUAUGCAGACCUUAUUAUGAUGAAGUUCUAGUGAGCUUGAGAGGACUUGGAAGGUUGUUUUUGUUUGUUCAUAUAAUGUUUAUAUGCUGCGAACAGAAUAAAGAUGGUUUUUGGAGAAGGGGGACUUGGGUGAAAAAGUAACCCCGUCUCUCUCCUAAUCUCUUUCAAAA